UUUCUAUUAACUCCUGCUGCCAACAGAGCUCUGACUGACAGACAGACAGACAGUGAGAGAGACAGAUUACCAAAAAGAGAAAGAAAACAGUGUGGAUUCAAGAACUAAGAGAACGAAUGAAAGAAGAACAAGGAAGGACUAAGAAGAGUGGAAGAGAGCUAUAAAGUAGAGGUGGUGUGCACUGACGCAGAUCAAUUGCUCUUCUCCACUUUUGGUUUGGAAGUGUAGUGCGUCUGUCUGUCCAUAUAUCAUCUUGGUUAAUCAGUGGUCUUGAGAUACAGUAAAAGUUUAACAGCUUCAAAAUCAUUCUGUCAGUAAAAACCUUUAAAGAAAGAAAAAACAAGUUAAUCUGACUGUCAGCACAGAAUCAGUUUGGAAAUCUGUUGACCUGACUGAUAAAAAGCUAUCAUCUAACCAGCCUACACAUCUCAAUGGCUCCCAAGAAGAAGUCACAACGCCCUAAGAAGUCCAUUUCUGAACCAACAACAGUUGAGAGUGGAGUGGUUGUCCCAGAGCCCGGUGUUAAGAAGCUGGAGGUUCCUCUUAAUGUUCAGCAGCUGAAUCGGCUCAAUGGGGUGCCCUUUCCACCCCCUGUGAUUCGACCUGGGGAGAGAGGUUUUGGCCUGGGCAGUGAGCUCACCCGUCCCCUACAUGGAUCGGCUCUGCUGGAGGAGCUGAGCCGCAUGAGACAGGAACGAUUCCUCACUGAUAUGGAAAUGGCCUGCAAAACCAAGGCAUUUGAUGUCCACAAGCUAGUAAUUUCCUCAGUCAGCCAGUAUCUUCGUGAAGUCCUGGCCAAGGACCCUGGACUGAAACGACUGGAACUCCCGACCCUCUCCCCUCUCGGACUUGCCAAUGUGAUUACUUUUGCUUACCUGGGCCGUGUACACAUGUCCCUGUACACCAUUGGCUGCACGGUGUCUGCAGCCAGCACCUUGCAAAUCCCUCAUCUUCUCCAGAUGUGCAUGGACUUCCUGAUGUCCGAGCUGAAUGUGCACACUUGUGUGUAUGUGUGGAACAUCGGCGCUGCAUAUGGCCUGAUGCCUGUUCGAGAGGCGGCACGGCGCUACAUUCUGGACAAUUUUACCCAGUUUUCUGAGACAACCCAAUUCAACCAACUCACCCUGGAGCAGAUCACAUCUUUCCUGCAAGAUGACAACCUAUCUCUUCCUUCAGAGGUCACCACCUUUCAGAUUGCAAUGAAGUGGAUAGACUUUGACCCAAAGAGGCAGGAACAUGCUGCAGAACUGCUGUCUCACGUGCGCUUUGAGACCAUCCCUGCGAGCGCGCUGGUUAGUGAGAUCCAGCCAGUGGCACGCAUGAUGCUAGAUCCUCAGUGCCACCGUCUUCUGGUGGAUGCCAUGAACUACCAUCUGCUGCCCUACCAGCAGAACACACUGCAAUCACGGCGCACAAAGGCCCGCGGAAGCCAGAAUGCUCUUCUAACCAUUGGGGGUCGUCCUUCACUGACUGAGCGUGCCCUAAGUCGAGAGGUGCUUUGGAGAGAUCCACGAGAGGGAACGGCUACAUGGCGUCAUCUUACUCAGCUGCCAGCCAAGAGUUUCAACCAGUGUGUGGCUGUGAUGGAUGGAUUCCUGUAUGUGGCAGGAGGAGAAGAUCAGAAUGAUGCCCGAAACCAGGCUAAACAUGCUGUUGGCACUCUUAGCAGAUACGAUCCUCGCUUCAACACUUGGCUACAUCUUACCAGCAUGCGCCAACGACGUACCCAUUUCAGUUUGGUGGCCACUGGUGGGCGGCUGUAUGCCAUUGGUGGCCGCAACACUGAUGGCCUCUUGGCCACCAUUGAGAGCUACCAGCCCUCUUCCAACACCUGGCAACUCCGUACACCAAUGGAUAUGCCACGAUGCUGCCAUGCCAGUGCUGUCCUUCCAUCGGGAGACAUCUUGGUGACUGGUGGGUAUGUUAACUGCGCUUACUCUCGCUCUGUCAUUAGUUAUAGCAUUGACAGCAACACUUGGAGCGAGCAGGGAGAGUUGGAAACACCUCGUGGCUGGCACUGCUCUGCAACAGUAGGUGGCAAGGUGUACGUGGUAGGAGGUAGCCAGCUUGGUCCCGGUGGAGUCCGCAUUGAUGUGAUGACCAUGGAAGUCUUCAACCCUGAGAGCAAGGAGUGGACCAGAGCUGCGAACCUGCCACUGGGAGUAAGCACAGCUGGUUUGUCUCCACUGGGAAAUCACCUAUACCUGCUAGGAGGAUGGAAUGAAGCAGAGAAACGUUACAAGUCAGCAGUCCAACGCUAUGACCCAGGCACUGACAGCUGGGCAACAGCUGAAGACCUGCCAGAACCCAUAGUGGGAGUGUCCUGUUGUGCCCUUCCCUUGCCCCCACGCCACACGACACGAAGACACCGGAACACACCUUCCCAUGAAAGGCAGAGCAGUGCAUAACACUGCAUGAGAAAGACAAGCUGGUGAAAGACAAAGAGCAAGAAAGAGACAGGGAGAAAGGAGAGAAUGUUGAGUGUAGAAAAAGACAGCAAAAGAGAGAGAUGUGUAGGUGACAUGGAAAUUUAGAACAGAAUGUAGAGAAUAACAACAUGAAGGGAAAAGCACAGAAGUCUUUGUUUUUAAGCCUUGUUCUUAAAACUCCAAAGUACACAGUGAGUUCAAAGAAAAGGUACUACCUAGGGCCCACUUAUAAAGAAUGUUAACAGGUACAUUUCACAAGAGCCUCUGCAGUGCGAGGAAUUUAGUGAGGUAUCUGCUUAGUUUCUGUGAAUGAGUUUUAGAUACUGAGCCAUACAGUUUUAUUAAAAAAAUAACUAUAAUGGGAUUAUCACCGUUUUAAUUCAGUAGUACUGAAUUAAGCCUUAUCAGUUUAUUUAUUUCUCACAUUAUUUAUUGAUUUUUUUUAUUAUGUAUGUUUACUUCACUAUAUUACAAUUAAAUCCUAAUCUAAUCAUGACAAACUAUAUAUCUUUGUAAAGGUCUUACUCCUUAAUAGAUAUUUAUCCACUGUUUCUUCGCAAAAAAUAAAAAAAAGAUUAUUAAUAUUAAUUUAUGACAAGAGUCCACCUCAAACAUCUACAUCAUAACAGGAGUUCUGACCUUUGUCACAAAAAGUCUUCUUCAUUGCCGUUUUCUCUAGCACACUUUAAAAAUCAUCAGAAAUUAUAUAUCAAUUGAGAACUCAAAAUCUCAAAAUUCAUCCUUUGAAAACCAUAUUAAAAUCAAUUACCAUGAAAAUGGUACAUCAAAUUCAUGUUACAAAAUUUUUUCAAUCAUGAAUGAUAAAAAUGUACGUUUAGAUGCAGAUUCACAUCUAUGUUCAAAAAUGUGAGUGACAGUUAAGGAGUUUUAAUUCAAGUUAAUCAGUUUUCUCUCUUAAUAACCAUACCCAAUAACUGCAAAAGUUGUUCAGUGGUAUUUGCAAAGAGAUAGGAUGCAAAAGUCAAUUCCCCACUCAGACACACAAUUAAAGGGGUAGUUCACCCAAAAUUACAUUAAUUACCCACCCUCGUGUUGUUCCAAACCCGCAAGACCUCUGUUCAUUAUCGAAACAUAAAUUAAGAUAUUUUUGAUAACAGCUCUCUGACCCGUUCAUUGACAGCAAGGGUCCUACAUGAUCAAUGUCCAGAAAUGUAGCAAGGACAUCAGUAAAAUAAUCCACGUGAUAUCAGGGGUUCAACCAUAAUUUUACAAAGCUACGAGAAUACUGUUUGUGUGCAAAAGAAAAACAAAUGACUUUAUUCAACAAUUCGUGUCCUCCGCAUCACCCUAGCAUUCAGUGGAUACUCUCCAAAAUGAAGCCAGGGUGACAAGGAGACGACGAAUUGUUUACAUUUUUUUUUUUUUCGCACAGAAAGUAUUCUUGUAGCCUCAUAAAAUUACAGUUGAACCCCUGAUUUCACAUGGAUUAUUUUACUGAUGUCCUUGCUACGUUUCUGGACCUUGAUUGUGUUAAUUACAUGGCGAUCUAUGGGAGGGUCAGAAAUCUCUCAGAUUCCAUCAAAAAGAUCUUAAUUUGUAUUCUGAAGAUGAACAGUUCAUCAGAACUGAAGGAAAAAAAAUUGAUACUGCUCACCAAAGCAUGUGCUCAAUACCACAUAUACGAACCAACAUGAUUUAUAGACUAGCUAUGAAAAAAAAAUGCUUAACAUAACCCAUUUUAACCCAUUUAAGUUACAUUUAAGGGUCUUUACGUUCCUCUGUAAAAGGUAAAAAAAGAGGUAAAAAACAAAACAAAACCUAUAAUAGUACAUGAUAAAACUAAAUAAUCUAAAUAUACCAAACAAAAUAGUCAACAAUUGAAUACAUAACCAAAGGGAAAUUGAUGCAUAACAUGGAAAAUGUAUCAGAUUAGAGCGCCUGGAAUAAUCUGCCACUAAAUCUCUGGAAUUUCACUGAAUAAAACUUGUUAAAGAAAAAAAAACUUCUCUUCUUUCUUUU
Molecule: messenger RNA, 4409 nt
Organism: Carassius gibelio (silver crucian carp)
Lineage: Eukaryota; Metazoa; Chordata; Actinopteri; Cypriniformes; Cyprinidae
Gene: klhl43
Product: kelch-like family member 43
Exons: 6
Coding region: 432-2408 (658 amino acids)
Cellular component (GO): nucleus; cytoplasm
Molecular function (GO): protein binding
Source: RefSeq, a predicted model, not a curated record